AUGGAUCUUGAAAGCGUGUUCCAGGAUCAUGUCAACCUCUAUGAACUGCUUGGUAUAGUGGUGGAGGGCCCCGAAGACCUGGCGAAGUUGAGCCCUUUACAAAUUCGCCGCAAUUUCAGACAGCAGGCUCUGAAACAUCAUCCCGAUAAAAAUCGCCAAGUUUCUGACUCUAGACAGAAGUUUCAUCAGCUGGACAUAGCCGCUAAGAUAUUGAGUGACCCAAAGUUGAGGAGUGCAUACGACCAGUGGUUUAUCGGUGUGUUUUUUGAACAACAGAUUGCAAAUGAAGCCAGACAGGAGCAAACUCGAAAGCUCUACCAAAGAGAAAUGGCUGUUAAAAGAGAUAGGACACAAGGCACGCCUAACAUAGCUGUUUUUGAAGAGCAUGGACAAUAUCUGCGGAAGCUCAAGCACUUCAAAUUACCUUACGGCGACUGGAAACGCAUGGAUUAUUCACCCGAAAAUACCAAUCGCAAGUUAACAAAGUCGUGCACACUCAGGUUUGAGUUGCAAAAUCACAAAUUACUGCAGAGUAAACAAGAACUUGGUGAUUUGAUGUCCAAUGCCCUCCAAGUACGGCUUGUUGACCUCUACUACUCGCCUAGAAAUGACUACAGCGCCGAUAGCACCAUAGUCGCUUAUGCGGUUUUACCUCAUAUUAAUGAUACGCUUCGGGUGCUCACAGAAUGGAAUGUCAAGAAACCUUGUUCGGAUAGCAGCCCCUUCUUUUCUUAUAUUGAAGAUAUUUCGCCAAAAACACAACACACUUCUUUCACAUUUACUAAUCAAGAGCAGCUGAGACCGUACAUCAAAGAAAGGUUAGGCCGUAGCCCCGUAAUUAGUAGAUAA
Lachancea thermotolerans CBS 6340 is the source of this 849-nucleotide messenger RNA. It is a transcript of the gene CWC23, whose product is annotated as U2-type spliceosomal complex subunit CWC23. The transcript has a single exon. The record is from RefSeq and is a predicted model, not a curated record. The coding region runs from base 1 to 849 and encodes 282 amino acids. Gene Ontology annotation, cellular component: spliceosomal complex. Gene Ontology annotation, biological process: spliceosomal complex disassembly. NCBI's taxonomy places the organism in Eukaryota, Fungi, Ascomycota, Saccharomycetes, Saccharomycetales, Saccharomycetaceae.